Messenger RNA from Ictalurus punctatus (channel catfish), 4962 nucleotides. It is a transcript of the gene zbtb7b, whose product is annotated as zinc finger and BTB domain containing 7B. The coding region runs from base 258 to 1790 and encodes 510 amino acids. The record is from RefSeq and is a predicted model, not a curated record. Gene Ontology annotation, biological process: positive regulation of gene expression; regulation of transcription by RNA polymerase II. Gene Ontology annotation, molecular function: DNA-binding transcription factor activity, RNA polymerase II-specific; RNA polymerase II cis-regulatory region sequence-specific DNA binding; protein binding. The transcript is spliced from 3 exons. NCBI's taxonomy places the organism in Eukaryota, Metazoa, Chordata, Actinopteri, Siluriformes, Ictaluridae.
ACGUUUGGAGCGAGGGAGGGGGGAGGGGUCCCGCUUUCUCCAUCGAACACCACUCUCAGACGACAGGAAGGAGAAACAGACAGAGAGAGAAAGACACAAAGACAGAGAGAGAGACAGAGUCCAGAAGAUCCCCAAAAACUUUGAACGGAAGUGUUUGAACUUGGCAGAGAACGGGCGAGAGACUAUAACUGACUGGAGAGAGGGCGAGAGAGAGGGCGAGAGAGAGGGAGAGAGAGAGGGAGGAAGCUGAAGAGGAGAUGAUGGCGAUGACACACACUCCGGCGAGCCUCGAGUUCACAGCACCCCGCUUCUCCAUGACAGGCAGAAUGGUGGCGAUGUCUCCUGGAGAGGACGGUCUGAUCGGAAUCCCAUUCCCUGAGCACAGCAAUGAGCUGUUGUCCCGCCUCAAUGCUCAGCGCCGCUCCGGCCUGCUCUGUGACCUCACACUGACCUCCCGUGGUGCCCGCUACCCCACACACCGCGCUGUCAUGGCGGCCGUCAGCCUGUAUUUCCGCCGGCUGUUUGGGGCGGAGGACGUGGGCGAGGCUGGUGAGGUGAGUGAGGGCUGCAGUGUGUGCCAGCUGGACUGUGUGUCCCCAGAUGCUCUGGACGCUCUGCUAGAGUUCGCCUAUACAGCUACGUUAACCAUCCGCUCAUCUGGCAUGCGCGAGGUCCUCGAGGGGGCGCAGCUACUUGGCAUCCAGUGCGUGGCUGAUGCCUGCCGCCACAUCUUGGGCGAGGUGGGGGAGAGUGGUGAGCUGGGUGGGGAAGGUGACGAACCGUGUGGGGGGGGUGAGUUGGGUGUGACCUACAAGGAAAAAAGAAAUCAGUUUGAGAACAUCCAAAAGACACCAUCACGCAGAAAACAAGACCGUCGCAACGUAGAGAAGGCAGCAUCACCUGUACGUCUGGCGUGGAGCACACAAUCCCAGGAGGACAAGCCCAAAUGUGAAGUUCCACCCACCCCUGAGCACAAACCCCACCCACCACAGAAUGGAGCUUCAAAAAGUGCUCAGCAGUUGGGGCUCAUGAACGGAGGAGCACACUGGCAUUCACAGCCAGCUAAAGAGGAGGAGGAGGAGUCAAAACCCGAGGGGCUCACACCUCCUCUGAACCACACCCCCUCUCAGGCUGAAACAGCAGUGGGUGGAGCAGUAGAGGGUGUAGCCAGGAAGAGGAAGUCUCAGGCUCCUCAGCAGUGUCCCGUCUGCCAGAAGAUCAUCCAUGGAGCAGGAAAGCUUCCACGUCACAUGAGGACACACACGGGCGAGAAACCGUUCCAGUGUAUGACCUGCGGCGUGCGCUUCACACGGAACGAUAAGCUGAAGAUCCACAUGCGGAAGCACACGGGCGAGCGGCCGUACUCCUGCCCCAGCUGCCCCGCCCGCUUCCUGCACUCCUAUGACCUGAAGAACCACCUGUCCCUGCACAGCGGGGUGCGGCCCUUUGAGUGUCCGCUCUGCCAUAAAGCCUUCGCCCGUGAGGACCACCUGCAGCGCCACCGCAAGGGCCUUGCCUGCCUUGAGCUUCGCCCACGUCUGGAGCUCCGCCCACGCCGCACUCGCCACACUGCCUCUCCUCACUCUCCACUGUCGCCAGCAUCGUUAUCUCCAAAAUCCUCAUCAUCCACUGCACCACACUUCCUGUUCCGGCAGGAAAUGGAGAACCAAGGCGCUCCAUCAAAUGGGCCAUUGAUUCCUGGAGGCGUGGCAUAUCACAGAAUCCUCCAGUGGAGGGUGAUGGAAGAGAGAGGAGACACAGGAUGGAGGGAGGAUGAGGAGGAGUCUUAGUUUGUGUCUGUGUGUGUGUGUGUGUGUGUGUGUGUGUGUGUGUGUGUGAGAGAGGGAGAGAGACUAUGCCGCUAAUGAAAGACCAACUUAAUGUAAAAAUAAUCAAAAAAUUACAAAAAGGAAUCUGAAUCGGAGAAACGGGUUCUUAUUUUCUUUCCUUUCGUGUUGUUUUUAUAAAAGCAGCUUAAUUUUGUUUUUGUGUGUGUAACGCUGGAACGUCGGGGCUUUGAUCUCAGUGCGCUUUGUGUUCAACUUUAAUCUUUAAUCACAGAAAUGAAUAAUAAAUGAUAGAUUUAUGUUGUUAAUAUAUUCAGGGUGAUGAAAUAUAAAAUUAAAUAAUACUGGGAGUUUAGUGUGUGUGUGUGUGUGUGUGUGUGUGUGUGUGUGUGUGUGUGUGUGUGUGUGUGUUUUAUGGCGUUUAAACAGUACUUUUUUUAUUUAAAUCUAAAGUAUCUUUCUAAGAUUCUGUUUAAACGUCAUGGAAAGUGGUUUAUUAGUGACACCCGGUGGUGGAGCAGAGAACUGCACUUCCCCAGCAAUCCCCGCCACUAUAGCAACUCUAUAGCUUCAACUUCGCAAUAAAACAGGGCUUAUAUUGAAACCUCCUACAAACACCAUAGCAACCACCUCGGACCUCUAGCAACCAGCUGGCACAGCAUAGCAACUUUUAAACAUUUUAAUGAUUUAACACAGCCUUUAGCUUUUUAACCUUUACUUCCUUAACUGUUCAUAGCAACCAAGUAACAACACCCUAACAACCAACUUAGUUAGCAUAGAAAUUUAGGAUAAAACAACAAUCUAAGCUUUAUAUAUAUAUAUAUAUAUAUAUAUAUAUAUAUAUAUAUAUAUAUAUAUAUAUAUAUAUAUAUAUAUAUAUAUUUUACUUUUUAACGUUUACGUGCUUAACUAUUUAUUCGUUUAACACCUUUAGCAUGUUUAUCAGGAUCUGUCAAGUCAACGCUUAAAGUUCAUUCACAAACUUUAGCCGUCUAGUUAAUUUUUAAAUUACUAUUCCUUCGCACUUGCUAACUUUCUUGCAUAAAAUCUUAACACCUAAUAAAAUCUAGUAGAAUUACCUGUGAUGUAGCUGAUGUCAUUCCACAAAGGUUCAGUAUUUUUAAACUAUACGCAUGAUACUGAUCCCGUGUUCUAAUUAGCUUUGCUCACCAAUAAAAGAAUACUACUACUAAGCAUAAUACAAUAACUAUACGAAGCCAAAUAAACUAGCUUACUGAGUGACAGUGAGUAUGCUAAUUAGCUAGAAGAAUAACAAUAAAAUUAUAUUAAUCAUGUUGACAAACAACAAAAAACACGUUUUGUCAAAUGUUUUAACUUUAAUUGAUCUAAUAAAGUAAAGGCGUGGCCCUUAAAAUGUCCAAGGGGACUGAACCAUGGAUGAGGGAAAGUGUUAAUAACAGCUUUUCUUAUCAGCUAGCAUGCUAAUUACAUGGUGAUACUUAAGCAAGGAUGGAAUAGGGAGAGGGGACGUGUUAAAAACAGGAUUGGAACAGGGCCCAAUUCCUGAAUGAGUUUAGCACUUAAACAGAUAAAUCUCUGGACCUUGUCAUUAUUAUUAUUAUUAUUUAAAAUUAUUCUUAUUCUUCAUGCCACUUCCUCUGUAGAUAAAUAUAAACUGUAGAGCCUUCUGUGGGUUUAUUUAUUAGUUAAAUAUUUAAUAUUUCUUUAAUGUUCUCUUUUAAACACACACACACACACACACACACACACACACACACACUGUGUGUAUCUUUGUGGUUUGUGAUGCCACAGUGAUGAGGGAAGGGCUCUAGUCCAGCAGGGGGCGUCGCGCUCUCACACUUUAGCAUUCACGUGUUUUACUACUUAUAUCUGUUUGUGCUCUUACGUUGAAGCUGCGUCUCAAGUCAUGUAUCCAUGGUGCACUAGCCUUAAUUAUCACAGUAGUGUGUUCACACUGGGAGACUCUGCAUCAGAAAUCGCCUACUGUGACAGCACCUUCUGCUUUCGGUUCAGUAGCUACUGCAUUUGUUUCAGUAGCCACUGCAUUCGGUUCAGUACCUUCUGCAUUCAGUUCAGUACCUACUGCUCGGCCAUUGAUACAGUACGUCCUGGUCAGUAUAUGACGUAUGUACUAUGAAUUCAAUCUGAACGUACUUUAGUCACCAUGUUGGCCAUGUGCCAGAGAGCCGACGUGCUGCAUUCCACCAUUUUUGAUUCUGACAGCUCUUCAUCGCCAGUCCUGUUGCAUCAUGGAAUAGCGCAGUGUCCCAUGGUUCCAUACUGUAGAAUUGAGGCGGAAGCAGUGGGUCAUCCCGAUAUUUCUCACCUACUGAUGUACUGUAUAGUAGGCAUGUAGAGAUGUAGGGAUAUUCAGUGAGAUGCAGUGCCCUAUUAACACUGUGAUAAAGCACUUUUUCUAUAUGGAGCAGAUGGGAACUGGCCAAUCAGAACAAGAGCUUACAACAGGAACCAAUGACCGAAUAAGGGCGUGGCAAUGUGUGGAACACAACAGGGGUCAGAACGCUUUAAUUUCUUCUUUAAGCACAAAUUUAAUAAACUUUUCAAUGAGGAGCGUCGCUGUUCUUCUAAAUGAACAUUCAAUAUUGCAGAUGCUUCUUUUACUUCCUUCUGUAGAGUUGAUAUGGAAAUGGAACUAUUGGAGGCAGAGCUUCCUGUUCUGAACGCCACUGAUUAUAUGCAGUCUCUGCAAAAGAGCUACCCUCUUACCUACCAUUUUAGUCUUUGGUCAAGUUUUUGGUUCUGGAAAUGUUUGGUUCUUCAGAAUAAACUGAAUAACUGAAUCAGUCAUGUGUGUUUUAAAGAAAGGUUUAAGAGCUGUGUGAGUAAAUCUGCCUUCAAUUUCUCAGGAAUUAUAAAGCAAUGCACUGAAAUGCAUAUGUAAAUGAGAAUGCAAAUGAAUAUGCAAAUGAGUGAUGGAUAUUAUUAACCCUUGUUUAUUUUUGUGGAAUACAGAUGAUGAUGAUGAUGAUGAUGAUGAUAUAUUUCAAAUUCCUAAAUAAAUUAUUAGAGAAUUUUAUAUUAUAUAGAAUUAUAGUUUAUUACACAGAACUGGGUGUUUAUGAGGGAAUUAACAGAUAUCUUGAUCACUGUUAAUAAACAGAAAUAAUUACGUGCUGUAUAUUUCUCUGGUGUAAACAUACAAGGUCAAUAAAUAGAGAAUAUUCUAGUAGAA